Molecule: messenger RNA, 1328 nt
Organism: Oryzias latipes (Japanese medaka)
Lineage: Eukaryota; Metazoa; Chordata; Actinopteri; Beloniformes; Adrianichthyidae
Source: RefSeq, a predicted model, not a curated record
CCCUGGAUGAACAACCAAACCAUGCUGGUUCCUCUCCAACAGCCCAUUGUCUUUGAAAUCGAGGGCUUUGAUAUUCUUCCAGGCUCCGGGCCUUUCUUCUUCCUCCUGGCUCUGCUGGUCUACAUGCUGGUGCUGCUGGGUAACGGGGUGGUGGCGUGUGUCAUCGUCCUGGACAAGAAGCUGCACAGACCCAUGUUUGUGAUGAUCUGUCACCUGGUGGUGUGUGAUCUGAUGGGAGCCACGGCGGUGCUGCCUCACCUCAUGAUGGAUUUUCUGAUGGGUCAGAAGAAGAUCAUUUACCCAGCAGCCAUCAGCCAGGCCUUCUGCAUCCACGUCUACGGCACGGCUGUGCAGACCAUCCUGGGUGCGAUGGCUUAUGACAGGUAUGUUGCUGUGUGCGAGCCGCUCAGGUAUCAGACCAUCAUGACGUCGACACGGAUGCAUCUCUGUUGUGCUCUGGCCUGGUUGGUCGCCUUCGUGCUCAUUGCCAUCCUCUUCUCCUUUCACCUAAACGUGCCGCUGUGCGGCAAAACCAUUCAGCAUGUGUACUGCAGCAACCGCGGCAUUCUGAACCUGGCCUGCAUCCCCACCCCCGACAACAACCUCUACGGUCUGUGCGUCUCUCUUAGCAUCAGAAUGAGCUUUCAAUUAUUUCCAGGACUUUCCAUGACCUGGUCUUUGAGCACGGCAGUCUUCGUCAUCAUCGCUUUUUCUUACAUCAAAAUCCUGACUGUUACUUUGAAACAAGGCAGAACGGACAGCAGUGUGCGAAGCAAGGCCUUUCAAACCUGCUCGUCCCACCUCAUGGUAUACAUCCUCUAUCAGAUAGCUCUACUUAUUGUUAUUGUGAGCCUCAGGUUCCCCACCGCCAAAAACAUGUGGAAGUUCUGUAGCAUCAUGAUCACCAUCUUUCCUCCAGCUGUCAACCCCAUCAUCUAUGGCUUGGUCAGCAAAGAGCUGCGCACCAGCAUCAUCCAGAACUUCUUUGGAUGGGUCAAGAAAAAACAGCUUGGUUUUAGAACAUCAUAAUUGUGGACCUAAAAUUAGUGAAGAAGCUUCAAAUGUUGUGAUGUAUAAAGCAUUGAACCCUCGCAGAGAAGUCUGGUUACAGUCUGCUAUGGUUACUAUAAUGUAAGAGGAUAAACCUGAUGAAGGCAAAUGUAUCUGUAAUUGCUUUUUAUUGCUCCUAAAACUAAGCAUUAAUUACAGAUGAAGCACCUAAAGAUGUGUAGGAGCGGCUUUCUGAGUUUGUGAACAAAGAGUUACAAAAAUUAUAUUCUAAAAUUCUCAAAUUGCUUUUCUUCUGACAACUAAAUGUCUAAAUGUCU